UUUGCCCCCUUAUCCAUUCCAAAAUUCUGCAGCAAAAGAAAACCCUGCAAAAACCUCCUCAAUUCAUCAAUGGCGCCUCGUUCCACAACAAUUUUGCUCUAGAAAUCUUAUCUCCAACGACGCCGUUUUAUAAUCUCGAUUUCCAAUGGAGCUGUAUUCCUCAUUCAAAUCACACCCAAAACCAGACCUAUCAUUCACAACCUCACUCUCGCCAUUCCCAUUCCAAAGCAGCCACCUCAAAUUCCCCAAAACCCCAUCAAAUUUCUUCACCGUUUCAUCAGUCGCCGCCGCCGCCGCCGCCGACCCAAAAGAUCUCCCCCAAAACAGCCCGCAGCGGCUUCUCAAAGAGUUGGCCGAGCGGAAAAAAGUAGUUUCCCCGAAGCGAAAGCCACCCCCAAAGAGAUUCAUACUCAAACCCCCACUCGACGACGCUAAGCUCGCCGAGAGAUUCCUCAACAGCCCGCAAUUAUCGCUGAAAUCAUUCCCACUACUGAGUUCCUGCCUCCCUUCAACCCGUUUAAACAACGCCGACAAAACAUGGAUGGACGAGUACUUGCUCGAAGCGAAACAGGCGUUAGGGUACCCGUUGGAACCCUCGGAUAAUUACGGCGACGACAAUCCGGCUAAGCAAUUCGAUACGCUGCUGUACAUGGCAUUUCAGCACCCUCACUGUGAGAGGACUAAUGCUAGGCACGUGAGGUCGGCGCAUUCGAGGCUGAGUUUCUUGGGUGAGUUUGUGUUGGAAAUGGCGCUCUGCGAGUUUUUCUUGCAGCGGUACCCGAGGGAAUCGCCGGGACCCAUGAGGGAGAGGGUUUAUGCUUUGAUAGGGAAGAGGUAUCUGCCCAAGUGGAUUAAAGCUGCUAGCUUGCAGAAUUUGAUUUUCCAGUUUGAUGAUAUGGAUAAGCUGCAAAGGAAGGAUCGCGAGCCCCCCGUGAAGUCCGUGUUCUGGGCGUUAUUUGGGGCAAUAUAUCUGUGCUUUGGCAUGCCGGAAGUGUAUCGUGUUCUUUUCGAAGUGUUUGGAAUGGAUCUUGAAGCUGAAGAUUGUCAACCUAAACUAAGGAGACAGCUCGAAGAUGUUGACUAUGUCUCCGUUGAGUUCGAUACCCGAAAACUCGGCUGGCAGGAUGUCGCUGCUUAUAAGCCACCGGAAGAUGCUCUAUUUGCUCAGCCUAGGCUUUUCAGAGCAUGUGUGCCACCUGGCAUGCAUAGAUUCCGUGGGAAUAUUUGGGAUUACGAUAGCAGACCUCAAGUCAUGAAAACCCUAGGGUACCCUUUGCCUAUGGUGGAUAGAAUUCCUGAGAUUACCGAAGCAAGAAAUAUCGAGCUUGGAUUAGGAUUGCAGCUUGCUUUCAUGCACCCGUCCAUGUACAAGUUUGAACAUCCGCGGUUUUGCUUUGAGCGUCUGGAAUAUGUUGGUCAAAAGAUCCAGGAUCUUGUAAUGGCUGAGAGGUUGCUUAUGAAGCAUCUAGAUGCUCCCGGAAGAUGGUUACAGGAAAAACACCGUCGUAUUCUAAUGAACAAGUUCUGCGGCAAGUACUUGAGGGAGAAUUAUCUACACCGAUUCAUUAUCUACAGUGAAGAGGUACAAGAUUCUUACGAGCAUAAUCGAAGGUUGAGAAAUCCAGCCACCACAUCAGUUCAACAAGCUAUACACGGGCUUUCUUACGCUGUUUAUGGCAAGCCCGAUGUUAGGAGACUCAUGUUCGAGGUUUUCGAUUUCGAGCAGAUCCAGCCCAAGACGGUUACUAGAUGAAUAAGAUUUAACCUAAUCCCAUGAUACACUAUAAUUUCAAAAUAUAUUCAUAGACCAAGUAUGAUAAUGAUGAUGAGAAGCAGCAGAAGAAGAUCAUGUGUACAGAGUUGCAUUUUUUUGAUAUUGUUAUAAAGGAUUAUAAUUUUGUAUUAA
Messenger RNA from Erythranthe guttata (spotted monkey flower), 1906 nucleotides. RefSeq names its product Ribonuclease III family protein. Gene Ontology annotation, cellular component: nucleus. NCBI's taxonomy places the organism in Eukaryota, Viridiplantae, Streptophyta, Magnoliopsida, Lamiales, Phrymaceae. Gene Ontology annotation, molecular function: ribonuclease III activity; double-stranded RNA binding. The record is from RefSeq and is a predicted model, not a curated record. Gene Ontology annotation, biological process: RNA processing; regulation of gene expression.